Olea europaea var. sylvestris is the source of this 821-nucleotide messenger RNA. Its product is annotated as sec-independent protein translocase protein TATA, chloroplastic-like. The record is from RefSeq and is a predicted model, not a curated record. Gene Ontology annotation, cellular component: membrane. The transcript is spliced from 2 exons. NCBI's taxonomy places the organism in Eukaryota, Viridiplantae, Streptophyta, Magnoliopsida, Lamiales, Oleaceae. Bases 122 to 580 code for a protein of 152 amino acids. Gene Ontology annotation, biological process: protein transport by the Tat complex.
AAAAUCAGUCGAUUACUCCAACUACUGACUCACUACCAACCAAGUUCUUGCGCGAAUUACAUUUUCUGAUAUCAAUUUUGCAAAAACCCAUCAAAUCUAACGCAGAAGGUUUUUGGCUGAAAUGACGACCAUUUCAACUGCCGCAGUUGCUUCAAAACUAAACCAUACACCUACUACGAGAUUUACCACUGUGUUCUCUUCAUCCAGCUCACUGUUCUUUGGUGAUCAUAUCUCUAACCAGGCCGGUCUUCGCCUGGUUUUGGAUCGGCCCAGAAGAGCCCGUACGAGUGGGAAAAGAGGGCUAUCGUGUAACUGUCUUUUUGGGCUCGGAGUGCCGGAGCUGGUGGUAAUUGCCGGCGUCGUUGCGCUGGUUUUCGGGCCCAAGAAGUUGCCAGAAGUUGGCCGGAGUAUUGGCAAGACUGUUAAGAGCUUCCAACAGGCUGCAAAAGAAUUAGAGUCGGAACUGAAGAAGGAUACUGAAUCUUCGGAGGAGCUUCCUGCUGAGAAGAUUACUACAGUCAGUGAAGAGGAGAAACAAGAGGCUAAAGUCCCGAGCACAAAGGAGAGCUCUCAAGUUUGAGACAUGCUAAUGUAAUCAGAACUUGUUAUAGCUGCAACUUUUUUCGCGUGUUCGAGUCCUCCAUUUUGAUACUGUGUCCAAAUUAUUGUUAUUGAUGUUCUUGGUUCAGUUCCAUCAGAAAAUGGAUUAGAAAGUUUGCUCGCUUUUUGAUAUAUUUUUGGAUAUUUUGUCAUUGGUGGAUCUUUGAUAAACGUAGGCAUAAUGAAUCAUUGAACGCAAAAGUUAUCACGAAGUUGAUGAA